Messenger RNA from Ilex paraguariensis (yerba mate), 1526 nucleotides. The record is from the annotation of a GenBank genome assembly. NCBI's taxonomy places the organism in Eukaryota, Viridiplantae, Streptophyta, Magnoliopsida, Aquifoliales, Aquifoliaceae.
AUGGCGGAGAGCGAGAGUCGGCGAUAUGCUCUGGGAACUCAAUUAGAUAUUGAGCAGAUACUCUUAGAAGCACAGCAUCGAUGGCUACGUCCGGCUGAAAUCUGUGAAAUCCUUCAAAAUUACACAAAGUUUCGUAUUGCUCCAGAGCCGGCAAAUAGGCCUCCAAAUGGUUCUCUUUUUCUUUUUGAUCGAAAGGUGUUAAGGUACUUUAGAAAAGAUGGCCAUAACUGGAGGAAGAAAAAGGAUGGAAAAACGGUGAAAGAAGCUCAUGAAAGGCUCAAGGCAGGAAGUGUUGAUGUUUUGCAUUGCUACUAUGCCCAUGGAGAAGAUAAUGAAAAUUUUCAAAGGCGCAGCUAUUGGUUGCUUGAAGAGGAGCUCUCGCACAUAGUUCUUGUCCAUUACCGAGAAGUAAAGGGAAAUAGGACAAACUUUAACCGCAUUAGAGGUGCUGAAGAAGCUGUUCCAAAUUCCCAAGAAUCCGAAGAUGUACUCAACUCCGAGGUGGACAGUUCUGUGUCUUCAAAAUUUCACCCAUAUAAUUACCAAGUAACGUCACAAGUUACAGAUACUAAUAGCCUCAGCAGUGCCCAGGCCUCAGAAUAUGAAGAUGCUGAGUCAGCAUAUAAUCACCAAGCAAGUUCCAAAUUUGGCUCUUUUCUUGACUUACAACCGCCUGGGAUGGACAAAUUUGAUGGACUCUCCAUCCCGUAUUAUCCUGUGCCUAUCUCAAAUGAUUAUCGAGGAAAAUUUCCAGAUAUUUCUGAGACAGAUUUUGUCUCCCUUUCCCAAGGCGAUAAAGAUAAAAACAGUAUUGAUACUGGGUUGACAUAUGAGGACACGAAAUACCUUGACUCCACAUCAUGGGAGAAAGUGUGGGAAAAUAGUAGUGCUGGAUAUCAAUCUGUCCAUUUUCAGGCAUCACUUUCCUCUACCCAACCUGGUACCAUGGGUGGUAUACCUGGACAAGGAUAUGAGAUUAUGGGGAACAUUUACCCAGAUGGCUGUGGUACAAAGCAGGAGUUUGGGUGCCGUCCUUCUGGGCAAGAGGAGUGGCAGGUUAACCUGGUAAGUCAUUCCACAAUGAAGACCUGUGAAAUGCUAGAGAAGAAAAGAGGGCUGAGGAAGAAACUACUUCCAAAUAGAGAUGUAGGAGGAAGGGAGAGCUGUGAAAUGCCAGAGAAGAAAAGAGGGCUGAGGAAGGAACUACUUCCAAAUAGGAAUAAUGUCUCAGUAGACAGAAAAGCAUUCCACAUCCAAACACAACCCCUAACCUGUAGGAGCGUGGCUUACAAAAUUAGCAUAUGUACAUAACCACUUGUUUGAAAUUGUACUUGAGAGAUUAAAUAAGGUACAAAUUUUUCUGUGAGAUGUCUCAUUGAACCAUGGGAGGCAUCCAGAUGCUGACAUCAUGAAUAUAUGUUCUUCCUAAUUUCUGUUUUCACUGUGCUUGUUCCUGCUGAGGAUAAUGAUGUGGCACUGAUGUCACCACAGUUUCUUCAUUUUGAAUUCAACGUGAUACUUCAGUG